Molecule: messenger RNA, 565 nt
Organism: Prunus mume (Japanese apricot)
Lineage: Eukaryota; Viridiplantae; Streptophyta; Magnoliopsida; Rosales; Rosaceae
Source: RefSeq, a predicted model, not a curated record
CAAGACCCUAUUUUUCUUCUUCCUCAAAACAACAAAAAAUAUUUUCUCAAUCUAUUUGCAAUUUACAAUUUCACUUGGUUUCUUUGUGAUCAAAGGUGUGCGGUUCUGAACUUGAUGCUUUUAUUCUACUGGUGUUAGUGAGAAUGGAAUCACAGAAAAGUCAACAUGAACAACAGCCAUCGCCUGCUGCUGCAACCCCCUCCACCACUUCAUGUCGAAAGAAGAAGAGUGAACAAGCCAGUUUCUUGGAGGAUGUGAAGGAUCAUAUUGAUGAGUUUAUCCAUGCCUCUAUGGAUGAACACAAAACUUGCUUCAAGAAGACCAUGCAGAAGAUGUUUGGCAUGUCAAAGAUUGUCGCUGAGAGGAGUUCCGACACCAAGGAAGUUGAAAGUUCUCUGCCCCUUCAAACCACAGUGGCAAAAUAGAAUAUCUUCUGAUGUUAAUUAGUUAAAAUUGUGGCACUGCAGUUUCAGUUUGAUGAACGAGAAAAUUUGACUUUGUAAGGUUAACUGGUGACUAUUAUGAAGCUGAUUACUUAGUGUUAUGACUAUGUUCUUGUGAUCUA